CCGGUUGUGCAUACACGGCGAACCUUUCGCCUUUGGAUCAAGUCAGACUGUUGAGUGUUAAUAGUCUCAGAAUGAGCUGGUGGUGGGCUAGAGCUACUGACGCUGCAAAGAAGAAAUACGAUGACAAAGAAGCACCACCUUUAAGCCACCAGAGCGUGGGCCUGGUGAUCGGCGUGACAGGCAUCGUCGGCAACAGCCUAGCUAAAAUCCUCCCACUCCCAGACACCCCCGGCGGCCCCUGGAAGGUUUAUGGUGUGGCUCGUCGCUCACGCCCCGCAUGGAACGCUAACCAUUCAGUCGAAUACAUCCAAUGCGACGUGUCUGAUUCCCAUGACACCCAGCACAAGCUUUCCCAAUUAACCGAUGUCACCGACAUCUUUUAUGUCACGUGGACCUACCGACCCACUGAGGCCGAGAACUGCGAGGCCAACGGUGCCAUGUUCCGCAACGUGCUUCGCGCUCUUAUCCCAAACGCUCCGAAUCUCCGCCACAUCUGCCUCCAGACCGGCCUCAAACAUUACAUCGGACCCUUAGAGGAAAUGGGCAGGAACAAAGCCCCCAGUCCACCUUUUACGGAGGAUAUGCCACGUUUGAAUGUGUCGAAUUUCUAUUAUACGCAGGAAGAUAUUUUAUAUGAAGAAGCUAAAGAUAAGAAAGGCCUCACUUGGUCCAUCCACCGACCCGGCCCAAUAUUCGGAUUCUCCCCCUAUGGCUUGGUGAACAUAGUAGGGACGCUUUGCGUAUACGCCGCUAUAUGCAAGCACGAGGGGCUUCCAUUGAAAUUUCCUGGAAGCAAAGUGGCUUGGGAGUACUACUUGGUGGCUUCGGAUGCCGAUCUUAUUGCGGAGCAGCAAAUAUGGGCGGUGGUGGACCCUAAUGGUAAGAACGAAGCGUUUAAUUGCAACAACGGGGACGUGUUCAAAUGGGAGCCUCUUUGGAAGGCAUUGGCUGAGAGAUUUGGGAUUGAGAAGUACGGAUUCGAAGAGGGUGAGAAAAUUAGCUUGGAGGAGAUGAUGAAGAACAAGGAUCAUGUAUGGGAAGAGAUAGUGAGGGAGAAUCAACUUCAACCAACAAAGUUGGAGGAUAUUGGGGUGUCGUGUCGGUAUGUGGACUUGUUCUUGGUUGGGGGUGAUUUCUUGGACAGUAUGAAUAAGAGCAAGGAGCGUGGGUUCUUGGGGUUCAGAAACUCCGUGAAUUCGUUCGUUGCGUGGAUAGAUAAGAUGAAAGAUUACAAGAUUAUCAUGUUAUGCCACAUCGUGUUGUUAAAAUUUUUAAAAAAAUUUAUUUGUAAACCCAGUAUUCCUGGUAAAAUUUUAAAUGCCCUAUAUCCUUUUAGCUAUAUUUUUAUCUGUUAUAGUCAUAUCCUUCCCCUCUUAGACACCCCAGGUGGGCCCUGGAAGUUAUACGGCGUCGCACGCCGGCCACGACCCAGUUGGAACGCGGACCACCCAGUCGAGUGCAUCCAGUGCGAUAUCUCUGACGCGGAGGACACCCAGGCCAAGCUCUCUCCCCUGAACGAUGUUACCAACAUCUUCUAUGUCACCUGGGCCAACCGACCCACGGAGGCGGAGAACUGUGAGGCCAACGGCGCGAUGUUCCAUAACGUCCUCCGCGCCGUAAUCCCGAACGCGCUGAAUCUCAACCACGUGUGCCUCCAGAGAGGGACCAAGCACUACAUCGGAACCUUCGAGUCUUGCGGCAAGAUCCAACCCCACGAUCUACCUUUGACGGAGGAUUUGCCCCGAUUGGAUGUACCCAAUUUCUAUUACACCCUUGAAGAUGUGCUGUUCGAGGAGGCUGAGAAACAAGAGGGAUUGAAUUGGUCGAUUCACAGGCCCCAGGUUAUAUUCGGGUUCUCGCCGUAUAGCUUGAUGAAUAUAAUCGGCACGCUUUGCGUAUACGCCGCUAUAUGCAAGCACCAGGGCCUUCCCUUGAAAUUUCCUGGAAGCAAAGCGGCCUGGGAGUGUUACUCGGUGGCUUCCGAUGCUGAUCUUAUUGCGCAGCGGCUUAUAUGGGUAGCGGUGAAUCCGUAUGCGAGGAACGAAGCAUUUAACUGCAGCAACGGGGACGUGUUCAAGUGGAAGCACUUUUGGAAAGUGUUGGCAGAGCAAUUUGGGAUUGAGAAUUUUGGGUUCGACGAGGGCGAGAAUCUGAGACUGAGUGAGAUGAUGAAGGACAAGGGUCCAGUGUGGGAGGAGAUUGUGAAGGAGAAUCAGCUGCCACCUACCAAGCUCGAGGAUGUUGGGCUCUGGUGGUUUGCAGACAUGAUGCUUGAAGGUGGGGAGGCCCUGUUGGAUAGCAUGAAUAAGGGUAAGGAGCAUGGGUUCUUGGGGUUCAGAAACUCAAAGAAUUCCUUCAUUUCUUGGAUCGAUAAGGUGAAAGCUUUCAAGAUUGUGCCUUAGAAAUGUUUAUGGUUCUCCGGUGUUAUUCCCAAUUGAGUGUAUGCUGGUAUUCUUAAAUAAGCAUGAAGGGAAAGAGGUAUGGUUUCCUUGAGCAAAAUUAAUUUACUCCUACCUUGUUGCUAUGUAUUUUCAUGCAAUGGCAUGACAAAAGAAUGAUUGUUUUGCACUAUAUAUGUUGUCAAAUUAAUGGCAAAAGAACAUUUGUUUAAAUA
Corylus avellana is the source of this 2614-nucleotide messenger RNA. Lineage: Eukaryota; Viridiplantae; Streptophyta; Magnoliopsida; Fagales; Betulaceae. The record is from RefSeq and is a predicted model, not a curated record.